CAUCACGGUCAUGAGCUGCUUCUACAACGCUGAGUGAAAGAGAUGAGGAAAAACCACCGUAUGCAGUGGCUUCGCUGGUGCGGAUAAAUAGAGGCAUGGUGCAUAAGAAUCAUGCCUUUUUUUAAUGCUGAGGCCAACUGAACCCGAGCUGCUGCAGUCUUUUGCUACAGAGUCGUCUCCGCGCAGCAUUGCUUUUGUCUUCGAGGCAACUGUUUAAUGGCAGUAAAUCAGAUUACUAGUUGAAGCUGAAGUUUUCUGCUACACUCCUUUUUACUCGGAAACAAAAGAAUGAGGUCUUUUCUCCUCACGUUCUGUUGCUUCUCAGUUGUGCGUCUGGACGCCUCAGAGGUCCUGGAGGCGAGCGGCCAUGUUGGAGGAAACCUCUCCAUCCACUGUUUUGCCAGCUGGUCUCCGGUCAACAUUUCAGAGCUCUACAGUGUGCAUUUCUGCAGAGGCGUCUGCACAGGGGGAAACGCCGUCAUUCAGAUGGAGACGACGAGCGCCGCCGUGACGCUGGAUGGGAGAUUUAGCCUGGAGUUGGAUGGAGGAGAGGGCGUCUUUACUGUGACAAUAAACCGGCUGAAGAAAGCCGAUGCUGGCGGCUACCUGUGUGAAAUGAGGAGAGCCUUUAAUGUCACGCACCAGGAAGUUAGUCUGAAAGUGGUCGAUGUGUCCACUGUUCCAGCGCCGACCCCUCCAUCCCUUACCACCCCCCCGCAGAUGGGGCUACACACUCCCAGAGGCAAAGUUUCAUCAAGCACUGAAGCAUCCAACGUAAUAAUCAUGCUGCCACCUUCAGAGAGGAAGAGAAGACAGAAACAAACAAACAACCUCACAGACACAAUGGUGGUGAUAAUCAUCUCUGGAAGCCUGGCCUUUCUGGUUUGUGCCAUUAUCCCUCUUAUAUUCUACAGACACUGGCGGAUUACGGCAGGUCAGAGCAGAAUGGGAGCAAACAAAAAUAAGGAAGACGUCUUUCAGGAAAACGUCGAUACUGCUUCCACUCAUGUUGCCGUGGGGGUUCAGACUUCAGAAGGAGAGGAUAAUCCAGAAUCCGGUGCAGAAGACCACCUCCAGUACGCUGAGGUCUACGAGGGGCUGGAUCCCAAAACCCUGGAAUGAGCAAAAAUUGUUUUGUCUCUGUGCACCUUUGCCAUGGUCAAAGCUCCUCGUCUCUAUUUUCAAAUAAUAUUCAUCUCUUGGAAUAUUUCUGUCUUCCAUGUGUUGUUGUAGACUUUGCAGUGAUAGCUGAGCCACAACAAUGCUGAGAUCUACACAAAGAAGCAUGUUGCACACUAUGAACGUUGAUUCAAGAAAGGUUACCAAAAGGAGCCACAGAGGACACCACAUGUGUCAUGUCUGCUUUAAAAUAUGAUCAUAUAUGAAUUAAAUUUAAUGGUAGAACCACAUAAUUCAAACUAUUAAAAAUAAACGUAGCUAGUUAGACGCUUUGACCACCAUAUUUGCUUUCAUCACAUUCACUAGGU
This is a messenger RNA of Fundulus heteroclitus (mummichog), 1487 nucleotides long. RefSeq lists its product as uncharacterized. The transcript is spliced from 6 exons. NCBI's taxonomy places the organism in Eukaryota, Metazoa, Chordata, Actinopteri, Cyprinodontiformes, Fundulidae. Bases 289 to 1122 code for a protein of 277 amino acids. The record is from RefSeq and is a predicted model, not a curated record.